UAAUAAGUAAACUCUAAGCCACCAAACUUUGCCACCUACUGCCACUAACAUUCUGCUGUCUCCUUUUCCUCUAAAUUUUAAACAAUAGUUUCUUUUAUACAACUAGACAUUCCUGACAGAUAAAUGACGGUUUUUUUUCUCUACUGAUAUUUACUUUCAAGAAAGUCAAAUCUUUAUCAGGAGUUGACAAUUCUUCUGCAAAAGGAUUCUCCUCGUCAAACUCCUGACCCUUUCAGUCGCUGUUCACUUCAAAUAGUGAUUUAAAUGCAACUGGACUUCAAAUCCCAUUUCGUUGAUUGGGUGCUGAAGAUUUUUUUAGUAAUCCUAGAUAAGGACAAGCACGAUGGGACAGAGAAAAAUAGAGAGGCUGCUAUUGUUUAUUCAUUUUCCCAUUAUUAAUGUGAUUUAGCCUUUGGGUUUCUUUUUAAUGUUUGAGAAGUGGCAAAGAUACAGAAAUGGAGUUGUCUCUUUAUGGGAAUGACCUUUGGACGUCGUCAAAGGUCAAGUCUGCAACUCAGCUUCGAGUAUUUUUUUCAAGCCUCUGCCAUUCUUUCAUAACUUUUCCCCAAAUCUCAUUCCCCUCCAAAUGGUGUCUUUGUCAGAUUCACGUUUGAAUUUACAUUGCAUGCUAUUAAUAUAUUGACAAUAUUCUAUUUUCUAUAUAUUUUUAUUUUAUAUCACGAACUUCGUUUUGCGGCUUUUGCCAUACUUUCUCUGUUUCUCUCGAUCUUCCCCAUAUUUUGUCGCCAAAUAUCCAAAAAACGUCAGGUUGAGAUAGAACUACAGAGGGUUGGACGUGGGUCAAGGGUAGAAUCCGGAAUGAGCCUGCAAUUGAAGCCAAUUCAUCACCACCUCCACCACCAUGGCGGCCACCAUUGCCCCAAGCCGUAUAAACCCAGUUACCGAGAAAAAAUCCAAGCUCCAUCCGCAUGCAUGCUCAACCAUUCAUUCGUUUCGUUGCUGCCGAUUUGCCAUUUAUUGAAUGGAAAACGAGGGAUUUCCGUUAGGUCGCUGGGAUUAUUCAACGAUUGGAGAAGAAGACGAAGCAGGGGCAGCGACGGAAUCGGUCACCGGAGUAUUGUGGCGUCCAGCAUUGCUGGGACACCGGUUUCAGAUGAGUCAAAACCAGAGAAAGGCUUUGUUUCUCCUCCCCUCAGUGACAUCCUUUGGCCUUCUGCAGGGGCAUUUGCAGCAAUGGCAUUGCUGGGGAAAAUGGAUCAGAUUCUAGCGCCAAAGGGGCUUUCUAUGACAAUUGCACCAUUAGGAGCCGUCUGUGCUGUCCUGUUCGCAACACCCUCAGCCCCUGCAGCUCGAAAAUACAACAUUUUCAUGGCUCAGAUUGGGUGUGCGGCAAUUGGGGUUUUGGCGUUCACUUUGUUGGGGCCUGGAUGGCUGGCUAGAAGCUCUGCUUUGGCUGCAUCAAUGGCGUUUAUGAUCUAUACUGGUUCGACGCACCCACCAGCUGCAAGUUUGCCGAUACUGUUCAUCGAUGGAGCUAAGAUGCAACAGCUCAAUUUCUGGUACGCUCUGUUUCCCGGUGCCGCCGGCUGUAUUCUCCUUUGCUUAAUACAAGAGCUAGUGGUGUUGUUGAAGGAGAAGAUCAAAUUUUGAAGUGUGGGAGAAAGAGUUGAACAGCCAUUAUUGAAGGUCUCUCAUAGCCUUAUGAUCUGAUGGAAGAAAACUAAUUCAUUCCCCCAAACCAAAUAUUUUGGACCCAUCUUCAUAAAUUCAACCUCACACACACCACAUUCAAUCAAUUGCCUCUUCAUUCAUUCUUAAUUUAAAGUUGUAAAUUUCACCCCCCCCCCCCCCCCCCCACCCACCAUACUUUGUGUUUUUGUUUUUGUAUCACUAAAAGGUUUCUUGCUUUGGGUUAUGAAAGUAUGAUGUGAUAAGUUCUUUUUUUCCUCAAAA
Molecule: messenger RNA, 1914 nt
Organism: Cucumis melo (muskmelon)
Lineage: Eukaryota; Viridiplantae; Streptophyta; Magnoliopsida; Cucurbitales; Cucurbitaceae
Exons: 5
Coding region: 820-1611 (263 amino acids)
Source: RefSeq, a predicted model, not a curated record